UUGAUUGUAUACACCUGUGUCCAUGGAGGGGAUUGGAACACCUGAAUCACAUGAUUGGGAGGGGAUUGGAACACCUGAAUCACAUGAUUGGGAGGGGAUUGGAACACCUGAAUCACAUGAUUGGGAGGGGAUUGGAACACCUGAAUCACAUGAUAUGGAGGGGAUUGGAACACCUGAAUCACAUGAUUGGGAGGGGAUUGGAACACCUGAAUCACAUGAUUGGGAGGGGAUUGGAACACCUGAAUCACAUGAUUGGGAGGGGAUUGGAACACCUGAAUCACAUGAUAUGGAGGGGAUUGGAACACCUGAAUCACAUGAUUGGAGGGGAUUGGAACACCUGAAUCACAUGAUUUGGAGGGUUGGCCCAAUUCUUCUGGCAAUAUAGUGUAUUUGUUGAA
This is a messenger RNA of Staurois parvus, 398 nucleotides long. The record is from the annotation of a GenBank genome assembly. Lineage: Eukaryota; Metazoa; Chordata; Amphibia; Anura; Ranidae.